AAAAAAAAAACACAUCAGAGCCAUACUGGAGAUUCCACCAGCUGCGACAAACAGUCAGUCAACUAUCUCAGUUGUUUACUCCGUUUUUUCUUUUUAAGCAAGUCAUUUUAAACACCUUGUAGAGUUAUUUUUCCCUAGCAAAAGUUUACAACUUUAAAAUAAAAAAAGAAGAAGAAGAAAAGAGUUUAGAGAUAUAAAUGGUUGCCAAUUGGAUAGUUUAGCUGUGUGGCUGGGUUAAAUAAGUGGUAUGGUUUACAUUUAGAAGGCGAUAUUUACACGGUAAAUCUUUUAUAAUGAUAGAUGGUUAAAUAAAAUAUACGAAUCGUUCGUUUUUGUGGAAGGAGGGUCGUUUUUAAACGGGAAUUAACUUGUAUGUCACAAUAAGCGACUCGUCAGGCAACUCCAAACAAUAGGCGUUUUUGUGUAGCUGGCAGAGCUCGCGAGCUAUCACACAAAGCCAGCUAGCACAACCUGCUAGCUUAGCUUAGCUUAGCUAGAGUUAGCCAGAGAGAAGAAGACAGUACCCAGGCGUAGUCGCAAAUCCGUUCAUUUCGUUACUUUUUUCUUCAGAAAUGGCUCAGAACAGCACUUCUCACGUAGCGAGCUCACAGAAAGCGUUAAUGCUUGAAAUGAAAAGCCUUCAAGAAGAGCCAGUGGAAGGUUUUAAAAUUACCCUGGUGGACGAAGCAGACCUCUAUAACUGGGAAGUGGCCAUUUUUGGACCUCCUAAUACACUAUACGAAGGGGGUUACUUUAAGGCACGUAUCAAGUUCCCCAUCGACUACCCCUACUCCCCCCCAGCCUUCAGAUUCCUCACGAAAAUGUGGCACCCUAACAUUUAUGAGAACGGGGACGUGUGUAUCUCUAUCCUCCACCCUCCUGUAGAUGACCCACAGAGCGGAGAGCUGCCCUCAGAGAGGUGGAAUCCAACGCAGAACGUCAGAACCAUCCUGCUGAGCGUCAUAUCCCUGUUGAACGAGCCCAACACUUUUUCUCCCGCUAACGUGGACGCCUCUGUGAUGUACCGCAAGUGGAGAGACAGCAAAGCAAAGGACAGAGAGUACGCAGAGAUUAUUCGAAAGCAGGUUUUGGCCACUAAAGCAGAGGCAGAGCGAGAUGGUGUUAAAGUUCCCACCACGCUGGCUGAGUACUGUGUGCGCACACGUGCCCCCGCCACAGACGAGGGCUCUGACUUGUUUUAUGACGAUUACUAUGAUGACGAGGACUUGGAGGACAAUAACGAUGAGGACUGUUGCUAUGAUGAAGAUGACUCAGGAAACGAGGAAUCGUGACCCCGCUAUCCCCAUCAUUAUCCUCAUCAUCACCGUCAUCUGUACCCUGAAACGUUGAAAAGCUGUCGCAUGCACCUUGUAUUCACUUUUCUUUUGAAAAUCCUAUAAAAUAUAUUUUAGGUUCUUUUUUUUUCUAGUUGGAAAAUGUAAGCAUUUUGUUUUCUCGCUGGUCUUUGUUGAAUUGACUUUUCCUUUUGUUACGUUUUUUCAUGUAUCUUAACCCCUUCUUUUUACCAUUUUUUUGCGCUAUAGAAAUCCAAACAUUUCCGCUUUGUCAAACAGCUAAAUAAAAGAACAACUUUGAGUGGGUGAAAAGGAUAUUUUUUUGUUUCUUAUCCCUUAUUUUUUAUUUUUUUUGCGCUGUAUUGUGCAUGUUGGCAUUGUGGCGUAUUUUUUUAAUUGCACAGUGCUGUUCCCUUCAUCCACCAUUAGUUGUUUUUUUUUCCUGAAAGAUCUCUAAUUAAGAAUCAUCUACAAGUCCAACCAGUUCAGCAAUAAAAUGCAUUUUGCAUACUUACGUGCUCUAGAGGCAAGACGUGGGAGCUGAAUAUAACAGAAUUGUCUUUUAUCUCGACAGUUGUGUUAGAUGACUGUUUUCCUGAUCUAACGCAUCUGAUAUUAUGCUCUAAUGUGCUCGAACAGGAAAAACACAACUGUGUGUUGCUGUGGGUUGAUCUACAUCUGGUUUGAAUGCUUGUAGAGAUAUUGAUCAGUGUUAAGGGAAUGAGUAAUCUUUUGCUUUGAGGGAGAAACACUUGAUGUGUGCCCUGCAGGGGACUAAACCCCUACUACCACUGAGAGAUUUUGUGCAUUAUUUUUAAGAUGGUGGUGCUUUAACCUCAAAUCAUAAUCACAUAUUCCCUUAUGUCUUGUGAUAGUAUGCAUUCGAUCAACAAGGAUGUGAAUCAUGCUGUUAAAAUGGUAGGGUUUUUUUUUUGUCUUCUUCCCUCUUGUUGAGCUGAAAUGUUUUUGUGAUGCCAAUAUUGUAUCGCUCCCUCACAAAUGACAUUUAAUCUGUAACUAGGUUUUUAUUAAUAGAGAAUGUAUUUUUUUUCCAAGACAGCAGUGUAAAUUCCUUAAUUUGGGGCUAUGGGGUGAUAUGUUGUUUGUUGUUUUUUUUUCUCUCCUCCUUCUUCUUCCUGGACUUCUGAAUGGUCAUGUGUUUUGAUUUUGAAAUCUUUUUUCAGUAAAAUGAUAUUCCUGUCAGCAUUAAUUUAAUUUCAUGCCUUUGAGCAUUUGCAAGGUGGAGAGGGCUUUUUAACUACAUCAGCAUUGACCAAUUAAAUUAAUUCAACAUGAGCUCAUUUUAAUUGACUCUCAGGAUAAUGCAAACAGGAAAAAGAAUCCCACAGCACCACCAACCUUCUUGUGAACAUGCAGUUUAACCAGUCUGUCAAUUCUGUUUUUGAAGGCGGUUUACAAUCUUAAACCUUGAUGCUGAUGUGCACAUGUGAGUAUGUGGCUGAUCAUUUUACUGACCUGUAUGUAUUUUUAUGGUUUGUUGGCCUAUUUAAAACUGAAAAAUAAAAAUCUUUAUUAGAACAA
Tachysurus vachellii is the source of this 2837-nucleotide messenger RNA. RefSeq names its product cell division cycle 34 homolog (S. cerevisiae) b (gene cdc34b). NCBI's taxonomy places the organism in Eukaryota, Metazoa, Chordata, Actinopteri, Siluriformes, Bagridae. The coding region runs from base 573 to 1292 and encodes 239 amino acids. The transcript has 5 exons. Gene Ontology annotation, molecular function: ubiquitin conjugating enzyme activity. The record is from RefSeq and is a predicted model, not a curated record. Gene Ontology annotation, biological process: protein polyubiquitination; ubiquitin-dependent protein catabolic process.